Sceloporus undulatus (fence lizard) is the source of this 2136-nucleotide messenger RNA. It is a transcript of the gene MRPL27, whose product is annotated as mitochondrial ribosomal protein L27. Gene Ontology annotation, molecular function: structural constituent of ribosome. The coding region runs from base 81 to 551 and encodes 156 amino acids. The record is from RefSeq and is a predicted model, not a curated record. Gene Ontology annotation, cellular component: mitochondrial large ribosomal subunit; ribosome. Gene Ontology annotation, biological process: translation. The transcript is spliced from 4 exons. Lineage: Eukaryota; Metazoa; Chordata; Lepidosauria; Squamata; Phrynosomatidae.
AUACACACAGAGCCCAGGUCCGGAACCAGGCCGCCGGAUGCGGAAGAGGCGGGCGAGGAGGCGGCGGCGGUGGUUGUAAAAUGGCGUGCUCCUUGCUACUAAGGAGGCUGCUCUGCUUCCCUUCUGGGCCUGGCGCCGGCGGGCAGAACACAGUUUUGCCCAUUUCACCACUAAAUGUAAUGGCAGUGAGGUUGGCAUCAAAAAAGUCUGGAGGCAGCUCUAAAAAUCUUGGUGGGAAAAGUCCCGGGAAACGCUAUGGCUUCAAAAAACUGGAAGGGCAGUUUGUUCAUGCAGGCAACAUACUAGCAACACAGCGAAUAAUUCGCUGGCACCCAGGAGCUCAUGUGGGAAUGGGCCGCAACAAGUGGCUGUAUGCGCUUGAAGAUGGAAUUGUGCGAUAUACUAAGGAGGUCUAUGUGCCACCUCCCCGUAGCAAGGAGAGCACGGACAUCAUCUGCCAAUUACCCAGAGGAGCUGUGCUUUAUAAAACUUUCAUAAAUGUAGUUCCCACAGCUGAGGUGGGGAGUUUUAAGUUGGUCAACAUGCUCUAAGACUUUAAUAUCUGCACAUUGUCAGCAAACAACUUACUCAGGGGGAUCUGAGACUUGUCAUUCCCUUCAUUCUGAGUGACUUUGGUUGUUAUCUUCUGUUGCCGAGAUAUAUUCUGGGCCCCUCUAAUAUACUGUCAACAGAAAUUUCUGUGUAGUCACGGAUAUAUAGUUAUAUAUUUGGCCACCCUAAUUAUCUUCGGUUGCUGAGAUAUAUUCUGGGCAUCUCUAACAUUCUGUGAAGAGACUUCUGUGUAGCCAUGGAUAUAUAUUUAUAUAUCUGGCCACUCUAAUGAAAUAAAUGUUUUCUAAAAUGAAAAGGCAAUACUACCAUUGUUAAUUGAUGGCAUGGCUUGAAGCAACUUUCUCUGUUGAUGUAUUUGCAGGGUGGGCAGUGGAGAUUGCUGCCAUCCAGUAGACGAUAGGGUUAUGGAGAACUUGGCAAAAUUACCUAUUUUGGACAAUAGUUCCCAUAAUCCCCCAUCCUGCAUGGCCACUAGUUUAGAGCUUCACCUUGAAGGGGUUUUGCUUGAGCCACCGAACUACUCAGCAAGUUGGAGAAAUUUCAAAUGUGGCCUGCAAUUGUAGGCACUCACAAUGACUUUUGGCCUCCCAUGUAGAAAGAACUUGGUAUGGAAUGCCCGAGUUCUUUGGAAUUUCAUUGCAUUAUAUAAGGCAGUCUUAGUAAAUUUGAUGUCAACUAUGGGCUAAGUAAACUUAAAUAGGUGCUGGAGAGAUACUCUUAGUAGAAAGUGCUCCAUCAGUUCAUUCUUUUUUGUUGAAAGCCACAAUGUUGAAGUACUGUGGGUUGUAUGUCAUGGAAGAGAACUUACUAUACUCAAGUAGGAAUGGGCAAUUUUCUGCACUGGGGGUGUUUGGGGCUGGCGUGGAAUGCAAAAAGACAAAGAAAAAAACCCAUAGCAAUAGUGGAAGCUUACUUCUGAUAAUGAAAAACGUGUAUUUUUUAACAGUGAAUGGGAACUGUGAACAUCUUCCUGGAGCAUUCUAGGAUCCACCUCUUUUUGAUUCUAAAAAGAGCAGCCCUGGGAGACUGCAGGGGUUGAGGCCCAUAAAAGUUGGGGGGAGCACACUUUACUGAACUCUUCUCUCAAUGCAUUCAGAUCCCAUAACUGCAACAUCCCAAACAGCCUUUUGCAAAAAAAAAACAAAAAAACAAAAACAAAACAAAACAAAACAAGAUGAAUUUAAUAAAGCAAUAAAUAACUCAAUUGCCACACUUGAGUAAUCUUUCCUAAACUGGUGCUGGCCAGAUGUAUGGGGCUACAGCCCCAAUCAACAUGAAUUUUAGUCCCAGGACAUCUGGAAGGAACCUGCUUGUGGAAGUCUACUCUUAGAGAACAUGUGGCCUUUCAGAUGCUGUUAAGAUUAUAGUUAUCAUCCCUUACCACUGCCUAGGGCUGAUAAGAAUGGCAGUUCUCCAAUACCUGGAGGACAACAUAUUCUCCAGCCCUACCCAUGUGUGGCUGGAGGUUAAGUGGGUCCUUGGUAUACGCGGGGGAUCCGUUCCAGACCCCUCCCGCAUAUACCAAAAUCUGUGUAUGCUCAAGUCCCUAUUGUCCCCAAUGGC